GUCAGUUCUUCAGAGACACGUCUGAGUGAGGGAAGUUAGGCCGUGUGUGUGUGUGACUUGUUUGAAACUGGGACCAGAAGAGAGGGGCUGUAAGAACAGGGCGGCGUGUGUUCUCGUCCCUGCUGGUCGGGGUACGAGUAGGGAGCUGGCCUCCCAAGUAGACACUUUUGAAUCUAAUUUUGUCAUCUUUGUCAGAAAAAUCAAUGCAAAUGGAAGAGGUAUACCGCUACUCUGAGCACGCUUCUGCCGCCGAUGUGAUGGAGGUGAAAGGCUACAUUAAGGAAUUUACCCGUCACUCCAACGACGUGUUGCUCAACUUAAAUGAACUGCGGCAUCAGGAUAUCCUUACAGAUGCCACGCUGCUUGUGGGCACCGCCAGGAUGCGCGCCCACUGCGCCGUGCUCAUCGCGUGCAGUGGAUUCUUCUACACUCUCUUCUCUCGUCGAGCGAUCGGUGCUGGCGGUGAGCGUGGGUUUUCUCUCACCCUGCCGGUGGGGCUGGACGCAGGCAGCGUGUCCCUGCUGCUGGACUUCAUGUACACCUCCUGCCUCCCUCUCACACCACAGACAGUAUCUGGCGUGCUCGCCGCUGCCAGCUAUCUGCAGAUGGAGCAUGUCGCUGACACCUGCCGAGCAUUUAUUCACAGUGAAAGGAUCUCUGUCAGUCCUUCUAUGAUGGAGCCAGCCUCUAGAGCGCCCCUUGGAGGAAGGUCACCACCUGCUCAUCCCACCAUCUUCUCCUCCCCCUCCAGGCCUACUGCUGAGGCAGAAGAUCCCACCCCAGACCGAGCCAGGGUUCCAAGUGAGAGCUUUGCCUCGCCAGAUCUAGAAACUUGCCUGAUUGCUAUCCCUAAGUCUCAGACCCUAAAAUUAGAGGAAUCUUCACCUGCAACCCCAUCCACACCAUCUGCAGACAGUCCUUCUCAUUCCAGCGGACAUCCCAACUCACCUGCUGAGUCCAGCGGCUGCAGUCUGUCUCCCCAGCUAAAGAAGCGAUCUGAAUCCAAGCCUUCUCCUGACCCAAAGGCCUGUAACUGGAAGAAGUACAAGUAUAUUGUCCUCAACCCUCUGUGUGCCACACCUAUAAAGGAGGAGGGGCCUGGAGAGGAGCGGCAAGAACAAAGCCACACCCCCUUUGUCAGUGAUAAGACUGAAGCCUCAUCUAAAACAACAAAUAACAUUUGGACAGGGGAGAACCCUGGUCUGAAUAAUAGGAAUACAUGGCCUCUUCCAUAUAGCACAUCAGAGCAAAACAUAUACUUUAGUCCCCUUCAUGUUAUGGACAGCACCCUUCCAAUCAGCGAGAAUAAAGGCCUCUGCAGUCCUUAUGUUUGUGCCCAAAUUGCCAAUCAGAGUCAUUUACUGGGCCAACACCCAAUCAAGUUUGAGAAGCUCUCUGCACAGCUCAGUAACCCUGGAAAUCAAGCCACAAAAACAAAACCUUCCUGCUCAGGAGACAAGCCUUACUGCUGUAAUGUGUGUGGAGCACAGUUCAACCGGCCUGCAAAUUUAAAGACUCAUUCUCGUAUUCACUCUGGAGAAAAGCCCUACCGCUGUGACACAUGUGGAGCCAGAUUUAUCCAGGUAGCUCACCUGCGUGCCCAUGUUCUGAUCCACACUGGGGAAAAGCCGUACCCAUGUAACACCUGCGGAACACGUUUCCGCCACCUGCAGACGCUGAAGAGCCACCUGCGCAUCCACACUGGAGAGAAGCCUUACAGCUGUGAGAAAUGUCACCUGCACUUCCGCCAUAAGAGCCAGUUGAGGCUUCACCUGAGACAGAAACACGGUGCAAUCACCAACACUAAGAUCAGAUACAAGGUUCUGGUUGACCCAUACCAACCUGGGCCCACACUGUUACAAGCUUGCUGAAGGGCAUGACGAAACAUUGAGUUUUAGGCUGAAUUUGAUGGAUCUAUAAAAAAGUAUUGUAAAAAGUUUAAAGAGGUGGAGUGCUGCACUCGAGGACAGCUUGACUUAUAUCAAUGAAUGUAGUCUUCCACGAAUGCAGUACUCCUGCACUAGAUGUGCUGACUAUUAUCUUUAUUAAUUGUUAAAAUAUUAUUAUUUAUUUUGCUCUGUAUACUUUAUGUUGCUCAUGCUAUUUAAUCGUAGUUUCUGCUGUUACAAAAAAGUAUUUUGUUUUCAUAUUGGCCACUUUUUCUGUGGCAGGAAAUAUGGUGAAAAUCAUUGUGAAAAAGUGUGCAGCCCUAUUCAGAUGGUAAUUGUUCCCACCGGGAAUAUUAAAAUAUUGUGACAAUAUGAUAAACAAUUAUCGUCCAAAUAAGGCUUAAGACAGUAUGGAAUUAUUAUUAUUUUUUUUUUUUGCUGUUAAGACUUAAGAUGGUUUGUGGCAGAGUGUGAAGGUGUUUA
Messenger RNA from Carassius carassius (crucian carp), 2372 nucleotides. RefSeq names its product B-cell CLL/lymphoma 6 member B protein-like. Gene Ontology annotation, cellular component: nucleus. Gene Ontology annotation, biological process: regulation of transcription by RNA polymerase II. Gene Ontology annotation, molecular function: DNA-binding transcription factor activity, RNA polymerase II-specific; protein binding; RNA polymerase II cis-regulatory region sequence-specific DNA binding. NCBI's taxonomy places the organism in Eukaryota, Metazoa, Chordata, Actinopteri, Cypriniformes, Cyprinidae. The coding region runs from base 204 to 1871 and encodes 555 amino acids. The transcript has 12 exons. The record is from RefSeq and is a predicted model, not a curated record.